Echinostoma caproni is the source of this 282-nucleotide messenger RNA. Lineage: Eukaryota; Metazoa; Platyhelminthes; Trematoda; Plagiorchiida; Echinostomatidae. The record is from the annotation of a GenBank genome assembly.
AUGGAACGUCAUCCACUGGAAGACGAGAGUUUGGCAAGUUUGAAAAUCACAAUCUGUGGUACCUGUGGACGCCGUGACACUCACAGUGGACACCCGCCAUUGGGCAAUCGGUUUGUGAGCUGUGAAUAUCCGUACGGUUAUCAUAAUCCUAAAAAUGCUCCACUGUGGCUCACUCGAACCAGUCUACAACAAAUGAUCAAUCAUUAUGCAAUCGGGCAGAUUUUGGCCGAAGAACGAUGUAAAUUACAGGAGAAUACACCCGAAAAUAUUUUUACUGAAUAG